Messenger RNA from Vicia villosa (hairy vetch), 781 nucleotides. Its product is annotated as LIM domain-containing protein WLIM1-like. The record is from RefSeq and is a predicted model, not a curated record. Bases 59 to 628 code for a protein of 189 amino acids. Gene Ontology annotation, cellular component: actin cytoskeleton; plasma membrane. Gene Ontology annotation, molecular function: actin filament binding. The transcript is spliced from 4 exons. Lineage: Eukaryota; Viridiplantae; Streptophyta; Magnoliopsida; Fabales; Fabaceae. Gene Ontology annotation, biological process: actin filament bundle assembly.
AAUUAACCACCUCUCUCUUGUAAGAGAGGAAGAUUCCUUGAUUCAUUCAAACCUCAAGAUGGCAUCAUUUGCAGGCACGACACAGAAAUGUAAAGUAUGUGAAAAGAAAGUCUACUGGAUGGAACAACUCACUGCUGAUCAUAGAGUGUAUCAUAAAUCUUGCUUUAGAUGCCACCAUUGCAAGGGUAACCUCAAGCUGAGUAACUAUUGUUCCUUUGAGGGUGAUGUUUAUUGUAAGCCUCAUUUUGAUCAACUCUUUAAGAUGACUGGCUAUUUGGACAAAAGCUUUGAAGGUAUUGCAAGAAUUUAUAGAGUUGAGAGAUUUGGUGAUCAAGUUCAAGCCAAUAACAAGAUUUCAAGAUAUUUUGCUGGAACUCAAGAAAAAUGUGUUGGUUGCCACAAAACAGUGUACCCAAUUGAAAAGGUGAAUGUUGAUGGGAAAUCAUACCAUAAGGGUUGCUUCAGGUGCACACAUGGAGGUUGUUUGAUGAGUCUAUCAAAUUAUGUGGCUCAUGAGAAUCUUUUUUAUUGUAGACACCAUCAUACUCAGCUAUUCAAAGAGAAGGGCAAUUUCAGCCAAUUUGACAAGAUUGAACGAGUUCUUAGGGUUCAGAAUACCAUCAUUUGAGUGAUUGUAUUAGUAGUGAUAAAACUCUGCAUGAUUCUUUUUUAGCAUUAAAUUGCACUUUACAAUAAUACAUGCUUCUUCUACUUGUUUGAUUAUCUGAGUUAUAAUUAUUGUGAGUGAAGUUUGUAGAGAACUUUACCUUUGUGGCAGAAA